CUGGAUUGUAGGUUUGUUGCCUCCGUGAAACACCUGUGAGCAAACUUAAUUACAAACGAGAUGCAGCGAAAGACAGAACUGAGCCGUUCCGGCGCUCUCAUGUUGGGAUUCUUCAGGUAUCGUCAAUAUAAAAGUAUUCGACCGCUUCAUAUCAGUUAUUCCUCUUUUUGAGUUCAAAUUAGACUUUAAUGUUCUGUUUGACUUUCCUCAAAGGCCCACGCACACCAGCUGCAUGCAGAAAACCUCACUUUGAUGUAUUUGCACCAUGCAUGUGCGUGAGAAUAUUUAACAUAUCGCAGAAUUUACAACUGGCAAAAGGUAUUUUAUGAAAAAGCGGUUCCAGUGUUACACAAAGUACUUUCAGUGUACUUUAAAAUGUAUCUUGGUGUACUUGAAAUAGGAAAGUUAAGCAUCGUGUUUCCACGGUGGCCUCUUUCCCAAAUGCAGUACAAACAAACAUGAUUUAUUUGAGGUUCAAUGACUUUUGGUGUAAAAAAAACAAACUGCAAUAUUGCUGCAAACUUGAUAAAACGUCCCUGACUAAUGGCUUCAGAUGUGCUGAUGCUGCAUCACUCAGAGCCUCUCAGGCCUGUGUGUAGCUGUGUGUUACUGACAUGCCUGGACACAGAUAAACUCAGCAGGAAACUGUAGAUUAUCAAAUUCCUCAUGUGUAGACCAGCUGUCUUUUGUGUGUGUGUGUGUGUUUGUGUUUUGGGGUUCAGACAGAAGCUGUGGUUUGGCCCUCAUCGAGGUUCCCUGGGAAGUGCUUAUCUGGCACCUCGGCUCCCCCCUCAUUAUUUUCUGAUGUCUGUCCUCUGUUCACUUUCCAUCUUUUGGGUUUUCGUUGCUUCGUAGUGAUUGUUCGAAUCAAAAAGAAAAAAAAGUAUCCUUCUCCUCGCCUUAAAUUAAUUAUCAGUAUCGUUAAAUUCCCCAAAACACUCGGGACAACCUCCACGUCUCCGUCUCUGCUCCCGGCCCUCCCACUUUCUCUCGCUUCCUGUCUUUAAUUCCGGGGUCUCUGAUUGGCCGAGGCUUUCUGACGGCUCUCCCCAAUCAGGCCUCUCGUUGAGGUGUCCCUUGGCCCCCCCUCAGGUGCGUUUUUUUUGUUUUUUGCGCUAAUGAACGGGCUCGGUUUAAAACCCUGCCAGAUUCCUUCUUCAGGUCAGUCAGAAAGGCCACGGGGACCCGGCUGCACACAGACUUCACACACACACACACACACACACACACACACGCACACACUCUCAGUGUUUGAGUCACCUGGUCUGGCGGCUUCAUUCGAGGUCCACAUCUUGAUCCGCAGGCCGAAGAUAAGAAAAGCACAGGUAAGGGAUUCUAGAGGGGUAACAAACUUUUCAGGGCUUUUAUUCUGAAGUUCUGCGUCUAAAGAUGCAGCUCAGGGGACAUAAUCUGAGGCGUCUCUGGGAAACGGGCUUAGGGUUGUCAUGUUGGAUGUUGUAUGGAUGCGUCCUUCUGAACGCGCGUCUCUUCCACAGGACGAGGACGAGUCAUGGCUGGAAGGAGGAGAAGCGGUUUCUCCGCUGUGGUCGUCACAGCUCUGCUGGCUGUGAUUCUGCUGCCUGCAUUCUUGUCUGCUGGACCAAUCGCGCCAAAGCCGAAAGGAGAUGCGGGGGAAGCCAUCCAGGAGACUGCGGCCGCUGCACAGUUACACCGGAGGUUGAUCCGAAACCGCAGGAACAUCAGCUGGUACAAGCAGAACUCGGACUUCUGGGGCUGGUACAAGUACUUCACUGACAACGGCAACCAGGAGGCAGUUCAGGAGAUGGACCGCAUCUACCUGGCCUACCUGCAGAACAAGAACCGUGCGGAGGGCCGCCGCUCCUACAAGGCCUACUUGCGCCACCUUGGGGAAGUCUACAAGUCCUGCGCCGAUUCUGACGACGCAGACUGCGUGUCUUCCUACACCAGCAGGCCCAAGCCGGAGGCCCCUAAACCGGCGCCCGUGAAAACCUGUGACCCCACCCAGGAUGCCUACUGCCUGUACGCCGCUUUGGUCCAGGGAAAGAGCCCCUACCAGCCUCUGGUGCUGCCGGCUGCCGCCCCGGCACCAGUGAAGGCCCCGGCCCCCCAGUACGCCCGCUCCCCUGCUCCGGCGAAGGACCCCCAGUCGGGGUAUUACUACUACUCGCCAUCCGCAGCGUCCUUCCUUUCUAAGGAGCAGAAGGCGGAGCUGCUGCGUAUCUGCGCCGCCGACGACGUGGAGUGCCUGCAGUACCACUUGAGGGCGGCCUACGGGUACGGACCCUCUGCCGGGCCCGUGCCUUCCUACGCCCACCUGGGCUGCGACCCCAGCAGAGACCCCACUUGCAAACCCAAGCUGGUGCAGAAAGCCCCCUCUGGUCUCUACCUCCACCACCCCAACUGCGAUCCACGGGAUCCCCGCUGUGCCUACGCUGCCUCCCUCGUGGCGCCUCGUGCCCCCAACCCUCCGGCCGCCGCCGGCCCCGGAUCCUGCAACCCUCUGUAUGAAGAAGGCUGCAAUCCUCUCACUGCCACCAGGUACGCCAGCCCCCCCGAGGCCUAUCAAAAUGAAGAGGAAGACGACGAGGCCGCGGCCAUCCGCGCCGCUCCGCCCGCCGCGCAGAACGACCCCUACGCUAUGUUCAGGGACGCCUACGCCAGCGCUAACAGAGUGAACGACCCCUAUGCUAUGUACCGCCAGGCUAGCGCCCCGGCUAAUGACCCGUACGCCAGUCUGCGCAGAUUCAUGGCCCAAGCUCAGGGUAACAACCCGUACGCCGCGCACGCCGAGGCCGCCCCGCACGCGGAGGCCGCUCCGGAGGCCAACCCCAACGACCCCUUCUCCGCCAUCCGCGAGGCGGCGGCCGCCAUGCAUCGGCGCGGUCAACCCGCCGCGAGGCAGCAGUUCCCUUUCCCCAACCCCAAUUAUGAGGAGCCCGCCCAGGACGAGCGCCACCCUCUGGGGCCCCCGGGCAAAACCAAGGAGGGCCACGAUUGCUUCAUCGGCUACGACCGCGAGUGCUUCCCCGCGGCGCCCACCGACCCGCGCUCCGGGAUCCACCGCCGCGUGCCCUACGCCGCCGAGGCCUACGAGCCCCACCUGAACGCCGACGGCAGCCGCAGCGGGGUCCUGGAGCCCUCCGACCCGCACUGCGACCCCGAGUACGACCGCAACUGCCGCCUGCGGCGCCGCGACCCCCAGCCCGAGGAGGCCCGGCCCGAGCGCCGCGCCGGCGAGGAGGACCAGGGGGCGGCAGAGAGCGAGCCGCGGGAGGAGCAGGAGCAGGAGCAGGACCAGGAGCAGUACGAGCCGGAGCCCUACCAGAGCGGCCAGGAGGAGCCACGCGGCCCCUACCAGCCGCUCUCGCAGGGCAUGCCGAGCCUCCAGGACAUACUGAGGCGCUACGGCGACCAGUACCCCGAGCAGGAGGACCGCAGGGCCUACGCCAACGACUACCGCAAGAAGUGAGGCGUGAAGACGGACAUGGACACGCAGCCCCCCCCCCCCCGUAGCUUAGCCAAUAUGGCCGCCUCACGCAGUAAGAGAUGUGGGACACAAGAGACAUCUAUGGACCCAAUGAGCGAGCGCCAUCCACACGGAGCUUCCAGCGGUACCCGUCUUCUCUUUAGCUGCUUUAGACCUGUUGCUUCGAAUGGGCAAUGACUCCUCGGUGCGCAGCUUUGCUUCUGAACCUACGCGUCUCACAUUUGGUUUAUUCGUUCGUUACUUUUUUUGUCAGUGAUGGAUUUUGAUGAAUUUUUACUUUCAUUUUGAAUGUUCUAAUAAA
Messenger RNA from Pungitius pungitius (ninespine stickleback), 3770 nucleotides. It is a transcript of the gene and1, whose product is annotated as actinodin1. Bases 1511 to 3451 code for a protein of 646 amino acids. NCBI's taxonomy places the organism in Eukaryota, Metazoa, Chordata, Actinopteri, Perciformes, Gasterosteidae. The transcript has 6 exons. The record is from RefSeq and is a predicted model, not a curated record.